Molecule: messenger RNA, 1961 nt
Organism: Ceraceosorus guamensis
Lineage: Eukaryota; Fungi; Basidiomycota; Exobasidiomycetes; Ceraceosorales; Ceraceosoraceae
Product: KTI12-domain-containing protein
Exons: 3
Coding region: 135-1529 (464 amino acids)
Source: RefSeq, a predicted model, not a curated record
GAAUUGGACUCGUGGCUCUUGUCUCUUGUCUCAUACAUCGCAUCCGGCCAAGUGAGGGGGGCCACGGACAGGUACGACCAGCCAAUCGCGAAGCAUUCAGCAAGCGCCUCAUAAGAGGUGAUGCGAAGAAAAGGAUGGCCCUCGUCAUUGUCUGCGGUUUGCCUUGCUCAGGCCGAACCACUCGAAGCGAGCAGUUAAAGUCUUACUUCGAAGCGAGGAUAAGCGGUGAAGCCAGCUCGCGUACCAAAGCUAACAGCGAUGUGGGAUCGAGCACUUUCUCCGCUUCACAUGGCAUCAAGCGCACCGCAAUCCUUUCCGACGCGACGCUAUGCACCGAGCAGAAGUGUCGAUCAGUCUAUACACUCCAAGCUACGGAAAAACCAGCUCGUGCCGCAUACCUCUCGCUGGUAGUGAGACAUUUGACGCGAGAUACAAUCGUCAUUGCGGAUGGAGGAGCUGGCACGAACAUCAAGGGCUUCAGGUACCAGCUUUGGUGCGCUGCCAGAGAAGCUGGUGUGAGGUUCGCUUGCGUAUUCGUCAGCGCCAAGAGGGAUGAGUGCGAGGAGAGAAAUCUGCAGCGAAGUGUAGGGCUUGAGCAGCAGACUGCAGUUGGCGUUCCGUGUGCAGCUUGGCCUACCGAAACCCUCAAAGAGCUGUGUAGUCGGUUUGAAGAACCGACGAGCAUGUCUCGGUGGGACUCUCCACUCUUCGUGGUGCCUUCUUGCGGCGUCCUCAACGAUCAAGGGAACAAUGCGAGCCCUGCAGACGAGCAGCUAUCCUCCAUUUCGCUUGGAUGGGAAGAGCCGCCGUGCGGAGAUAUCUGGUCAGCUUGCGUCGAGGGGAAACAAGUCAAAGCUCCAAAUGUCGUCGCGCCCGUUAGAGCUACUACAAACUCCUACCUCUCCCUGCUCGAAUCAUCUACGCAGAAGAUUCUAGCUGCGUACGCAGUGCAGCUCUCGAGCAAUCUGGUACCACUGCACGGUGGCGACCUUCUCCUGCGUCUCUCUCCGAAUCCCUCCGCAACUCAAGUCGAGACCACCCUGACUCUCUCCUUGCCAGCAGGCAGAAGACCGCCGACGUUGCCAGCUUUGCAAAGGCUGAGAAGGACCUUUGUGAGGCUGCACGCGAGCGGAAGUAGUGCUAACACGGUGCUCGGCAAAGCUGUGCAGAGCGAAGGGACCACGAGAAAACUUGAGUUAGCCCACACCCGCAACGAGGGUCCUUCGGCUUUGCCCAGAAGACGAAUCAUAGGCAAAGCCAAGCUAGAGCCAAAGACGGAGGAGAAGGAUGGCGAGAGCGACCUUAUCAGCGAUACAACAGCAGCGGCAGCGCAAGCGACAAAAGAAGUUUCGCAGCUUCCUCUCGAGGGAUUGAGCUUGGACGAUGCGGCCUCGUCUGCACAAACGGAUCCUCGAACAUCACGCCCCGCUUCCGGUCAAACACCUUCCACGACGACGGAAGAACAAAUCAUCAAGCGCUUCGUUGCCUGGUUGCAAGAGGCCUUGUACAGCGAUUCUGCAGCUGGAUGAAGGGUGAUGGGGCAGGGGCAGCACUUUGGAGAAGGAGACUGCAGAUUGCCUCCUCCUCAAACGUCUGUCCACGCCGCUUGUGUGUUUGGGGGGCGGGGGAAGCGCACUAGGGUCACGAAUGGCAAGUGCAAAAUUCGACAAUGAGCUGCCUCGCUCCACAUCGUCUGCUGCUCGUCAAGGCCAUCUGAUGCGGGCAUUUUGAGUCUGACCUUGCAGCGCGAAUUUUGGUGAAUGGUGCGGAGUCCGUUGGAGCUCGCUUCUGGAAUACGUACCGCUCGAGUCGAUUCGCAUUCCCCACGAUGCCAUGCAUCCGCAGCGAGUCGCGGGGUGUGAGGGGUGGGCAGGAGAUGGUCGGGCCGGCUGGUUGUUUAUCAAAGGUGCGAAUAUGCGACCCACUUCGCAUUCACCCGCAGCGCCCGAUCGAAACUGUUG